Molecule: messenger RNA, 558 nt
Organism: Alternaria ethzedia
Lineage: Eukaryota; Fungi; Ascomycota; Dothideomycetes; Pleosporales; Pleosporaceae
Exons: 5
Coding region: 1-558 (185 amino acids)
Cellular component (GO): endosome
Molecular function (GO): phosphatidylinositol-3-phosphate binding
Source: RefSeq, a predicted model, not a curated record
AUGGAGCCGGCGAGCUUUGAAACUGGAGACCCGUCUUCGUCGCCAGCCCGAGAUGGGCCAACCCCCGCCACCGUCACUGUGGUCCCACCCUACUGGCAAUCCCACCAGCGCAAUGCCUCGUAUCUGAGCAACUACUCUGCUGACAACGGCCGCCCCACCCCCAUCGGCCUCGAGGACCAUACGGAUGAGGACUCGGACCACUGCAAAGUCCUCUGGGCCAAGGGUGUCACGAUAGAUGAUUACGUUGUCAUCAGCGGGCCGUCACCGGGCUUUGGGGCUUACGUCGUCUUUAAUUGUACGGUCGAGACACUGGAUGGUGGUCCCAUGAAGAUACGCAAGAGAUACUCCGAGUUUGAAGAUCUGCACACCAAGCUGCUCCAGACGUUUCCUCAUGCCGCGGGUUCCAUGCCGCACUUCCCACCCAAAUCCGUAAUAUCUCGCUUUAGGCCCCGUUUUCUGGAAAAGCGGAAACAAGGACUCUCGUACUUUCUCAAUUGCGUUUUGCUGAACCCGGAGUUUGCUGGGUCGCCCGUCUUGAAGGACUUUCUCUUCUCGUGA